Messenger RNA from Sitophilus oryzae (rice weevil), 2415 nucleotides. It is a transcript of the gene ecd, whose product is annotated as protein ecdysoneless. Bases 193 to 2124 code for a protein of 643 amino acids. The transcript has 3 exons. The record is from RefSeq and is a predicted model, not a curated record. Lineage: Eukaryota; Metazoa; Arthropoda; Insecta; Coleoptera; Curculionidae. Gene Ontology annotation, cellular component: nucleus.
CUCGUAUUUGACUGCUGAACCAAAAUAUCGAUGUUUUUAAAAUAUCGAUAAUGUCGCCCAAAACUAUCUUAAAGAAAUGACGUAAAUGAACGAACAAAGCUCAGACGAACGUGUAGAAGCUUUUGAUUUUGACGUUAACGUCGUUAAUUUCAAUACUUGAAGUACUCUUUGUUUUUAAUUGAACAUUGAAUAAUGGAUAAUUUAAAAAACGUUUUACAGUCAGUAAGAGAAGAUGAUUUUAUUGAGUAUUUUCUGUUUCCACGUAUCGAUUCAAAUCUGGAAGAAGAACAGGAACAUAUCUUAAAUGUUCUUUUAGAAAAAGCGACUAGUGUUAUUGAAAAAUACACCCAAAACUAUUUAUGGCAUAAAGACGAGUUUAAGUUAGUUAUUAGAACUAGUAAUAGUAAUUUUCUGACUCAUAUCGAUGGAAAGGAAGAUUAUUUACCACCACAUUUAUAUGGAGUUUCCCAUUAUGGAGAUAAUAUUGAAGAUGAAUGGUUCAUAGUAUUUCUACUUAAUGAAAUAACUAAGCAGCUUCCAGAUAUCAUAGCUAAAGUUUAUGAUAUUGAUGGAGAAUUUCUUUUAAUAGAAGCAGCAGACUUCUUACCAUCCUGGGCCAAUCCGGACUGUUGUACUAAUAGGGUUUAUAUUAAAGAUGGAAACAUACAUUUACUUCAACCUUCAGACAUUGAUCAUCCUGAUAUAUCAGUUGAUGAAGCUUUACAAGAGAUUUGGUCCCAUUCCUCUGGUACAGUUGCUGACUCAGAUAUUCAGAAUUCAAUAAAAAAUAAACUUAGCAUCUUCCCAGGAAAUCUAAAAGAUAGUUUUCAUCAUACUAAAAUCUAUGUACCUACAGCAGUUGCUGCCAUCCUUAAACAAAACCCGAUGCUAAUUAGUGCUGCUGUACAGGCCUUUUGUAAUAGAGAUUCCAUAGAUAUGAAAGCUUGCCGUGCCAUGAAAUAUUUCCCUCCAGAGCAAAGAGUCGCAACAAGAGUGAAAUUCACUAAAUGCCAGUACGCAAUGCUGUCUCACAGUAAAUAUAUUCCAGAUAGGAAAAUAGGAUGGAACCUGCCUCCAGCCAACAACCAGGAUUACAAACAGCAAAUUUUAGGAGUAAAAGUAGCCUGUGGUUUUGAAAUUCUCAUUUCGCAGGCCAAGCCCAGCAAAGAUGUUGAAGGAGAGCGAGCUUGGGAACAGUAUUUUAAGACUUUAAAAGAAAAAGGAUAUUUUAAUGGACUUUUAGAGGGUUCCAAAGACUACAAUAACCUUCUAAAUAAGGCCAAAGAGUAUUACAUUGAGCACAGGGAUUCUAUGCAUUAUAACCCACCAAUCGGUCAAGAAAUCUUAAUGCUUUUGAGGAACACAGAUGUAAAUUUUGAAAAACUGCAAGAGGAAUCACAAAAUUUGGCCCAGGAUGAUGACGAUUCUUGGUUAAGUAUUAGUCCGGAGGAACUUGACAAAAUGUUGCAGGAAAAAUAUGGACAGAAGAAAAUAUUUAAGGUGGAUGAAUCAACAGAACCGGAUAGUUUUGCUCAGAAAAUUAACAGUUUCUUAAACCACGUUUCGACAGUUGAUGGGGCCGAAUUUCCUGAUAAUAGUGACAAGGAAAGUCCUGUUAGACCUCCCAGAAGCAAAAAGGGUAGUAAAAAAGGAGUUUCGUUUGCUUCAGAGAAUGGAUCUCCUGCAGUGAAUGUUGACAAUCAGAACGAAGUAAUUUUCGAUCCAAAUUCUUUUGCCAGUGCCAUAGAGAACAUUCUCAAUUUAGUUAUACCAGAAGAUAAUUCAUGGGACUUGGACUCCGACUCUGAAAUGAGUGAAUACGAAAACGACGAUUUCGUGAAAAAUGCUAAUAUGAACUCUGACGAUGCCAACAAGGAAAAAUCGAAAAUGAUAUCUUACAUGGAACAAAUGGACUUAGAACUAGCCGGUACGACGAUCGGUCAGAGUUUUGAAAAAAGACACGCAUCAAAGGAUUCCGGUUUCGAAGAUGUAGAGAAACCUGUCGAUGUAGAUGCGAAUGCAUUGAAAAAUCUUUUGGAGAGUUACAGAUCUCAACUGGGUGAGGCUGGACCUUCCAGUAAUAUAUUGGGUUCCAUGGGCGUACACAUGGAUCCCAAAAAAUAAUUUUUCAUCAGAAAAAUAAAUAUUUUGAUCUCUUUAUAUGGAGUGACUUCAAGGGUAUUAUAAUGCUAAUGUGUUAAGUUAUUUAGAAUUUUAUACAUAGAGUAAGUUGAAAUGUAUUGUAAAGGUAUCAACCUUAAUAAUUGUCCAGGGUAGGAAUAAAUAUACAGGAUGUGCCAAAAAGCUUGUAACAAACGGGAAAAUUUUUAUUGAGUUUUUUAAAAAAGUUUAUGUUAAGUUUCUUGAGUUUUCCGCAGCUUACAGAUUGUCCCAAAUAAAUAGAGAAUAUCAAAG